Molecule: messenger RNA, 4178 nt
Organism: Hyposmocoma kahamanoa
Lineage: Eukaryota; Metazoa; Arthropoda; Insecta; Lepidoptera; Cosmopterigidae
Gene: dila
Product: reticulocyte-binding protein 2 homolog a
Exons: 16
Coding region: 1-4050 (1349 amino acids)
Biological process (GO): intraciliary transport involved in cilium assembly; cilium assembly; regulation of centrosome duplication
Cellular component (GO): centriolar satellite
Source: RefSeq, a predicted model, not a curated record
AUGUCGAAAGAUAAUACUAAUUUGCGACUACUAGGCUCGCCCGUAAAUCUAUCGUACAGAAGUAAGAAAAAAGAGGAAAAGAAGAAUAUUCGCAACAGGCCCCGGUCGGCAUUGCAAAAUUCAUAUUUUACGCCGGAUUAUCAAGAGAGAUUCCGAAGGCCAUUCUCCGCCGACACGAAAGAACGAGGGUCUGCACCUCGCCCGUUUUUCAAAGCAUACAGUGCUGAAUUAAUAAAUCAGUAUAGUUACCCUAUUACUACAAUAAAAGUAGUGGCACCCACAGCUGAACUGUUAGGCAACACUAAAUCUGACAAUGCCUCUGUGAAAAAGGAUAAGGAAGUUUGUAGUAAUGCUUCUGACUAUGGCUCUGAAGAUACUUUUAUCAGUCUAGGUACUAAAAUAAAGGCCAGGGCCCAAUUAGGAGCUGGAUUCAGAGCAAAGCCACAAAGGCAAAACAAAAACGCGUUAAAAUACAGGAAUAUAGCUAAGAAAGGCAAACGAUCUAUGGAUGAUCCAGGUGAAGAGAAAAAUAAUGAAUAUGAAAUGGAAAUAAAAAUUACUGAACGACCACAAAGCGUGUCUCCAACAAGAAAUAUACUAAGUGCAAGAUGUCUAUCGCCAUCAUUUAAAAAAGCUUAUGAAUCUUAUUUCCUUCCACUUGAUACUGAAAAGAAAAUAAUAGAUGAAGGAGCACUCGCUGGUCGUGUGUCAUUUGGUUCAUCCAGCAUACAGGCUGAAGUAGAACAAGCCAUUGAUACUUAUUCCCGGCGUUUAACAUCAACCAAACAACAAUUGUCUUUAGUAGAAGAAGAAUCCACUCAAGAUGUUGAUGCAACUUCACAGCAUAUGUCUAGUUUAUCUCCAGAGAUUUCUCUAGAAGGUCUGAAAAAAGAUGAUAAUAAUGAUGGAGAUUUAACAGGCAGAAACACUUACAUUGUUGAUAGAAAAGAUGAUUCUAAUACACAGAAUUUUGUGAAUGAAUCACGAACAUAUACUAGUUUCUAUGAUGAUUUCUGUGCAACUUCCGGUAAUAAUCGCACAAGAAAGUUGUCUAGUACAGCAAUACACACUGAUACUUCUUCUAAAGACUCUGGUUACCCUGAUAGUGGAGCUAAUGAUGAUAAAGCUUAUACACAUAAUUUCUCUUUACCAAACACUAUGUCGAAAAAAUCUAAAUCGCAUCCUAAAAUUGAAGCUCAACCAAAAAGCUUGGACAAUACUUCGAACAUAAGUAGCAACCAAGAUUAUCACAAAACCUUUCCUGGAGACAGAAAAAGCCAAUGGGUCGAACCUCUUAACCACAGUCGAUUACUAUACAAAGAUUUCUUUUUACAAAAAGAAGGUCACAUUGCUUUACCGCCGCGCAAUUCUGCAGUAAAUCUUCAAAAUAUUCCGAACGAAGUUAAUGCUGAGACAAAAACUGAAGAAGUAAAUGAUAAUGUUGAUUAUCCAUCAUAUUUGCUGAACAGCACUACGAAAGCUUACACUUGUAAAGUAAUUGAAGACUACAAAAAAGAACUAGAAGCAAUAAACAAUUUACAUGAACUUACCCUUAAAGAUAUUAGAACUGACACUAUAUCUCCAACUCCAUACAAUAUUGAUAAAAUGUUUGAUGAUCAUUCUGGAACUUUUGAAGACAAAAGAGAUUCCAGUGAUUCACAGGCUAGUUCAGUAAAAAGUAAAUCUGAUAAAAACAAAAACACUUUAACCCCUGAUAGGGAUAUCUCCAAAGUGUCAACUAAAGAACUUAUACAAAACUAUUUGAAGGUAAAAGAAGGAGAUUUUUCCAAAGAUUUUAUACCAAGGAGUGUCAAAAAGUUUGACAAGGCAGUGAGUAGUGUUAAUGGUAAGGUUGAUUCUUGUAAACAAGAUUGGAAUAAUAAGAAUUUUAAAUCGAAUAUUCCAGCUCCGAAACAUGUAAAUAUUCGGAAUCAAACACAAAAGAAUUUGUUUACUAUGCGAACUCCAGUAAGUGCUCGGCAUGAAAAUGUUGUACAAGGUGACAGAGAUGUCGAUUCUUGGAUGUCACUUUCUGCUCCGUCGCCAAGAAUUCUUGAAUUAGACGAUAAUGAUCAUAUGGAAUUUGAAAAAACCGAACCUGCAAAAUCCGAACUUGCAAAACUCGAAACUGCAUUAGUUAAAGUCGAAACACCAAGCACUAGAAAAGGGCCCGAAGAACUACACAACGAAAAGUCUGGUCUGUCGAAGACGUUAUCACCCUACUCCGCAAGCACGGCAAAUGAAAAUGACUCAAAACCCAAAGAACUAGACCCGAACUCCACUGUUCUUGAUAUUUAUUCUAUGUUGAAGGAAAUAGAGAGUUUUGGUGAAAACCCUGUGACUUCGGUAACUAAUUUAAUUAUGCCAGAGUCACCUGAAACGAAGAAAGAAAAAGAAACCAACUCUCCUAAAGAUCAUUUCAUGGAGAUAUUUGACUUUUUGGAGAAAGUUGAGCAGAGCGCGAAUGAUGCUUUAUCGGUUGUUACGACGAACAUCCCCCAAACUGUACCCAAAUUGGAGCAACUGCUAAAGCUGCCACAGACAGAGCUGGCCCAGCGGUUGGUCACAGCGUCACUACAACUGGAAGAGCGAUCUUGCUGCAUUGCCUUAUUGCAAGAGAGCCUUGCUAAUCAUAAAGAACAAAUGAUAAACAAAGUGAGCAAUCUAGAGAAGCAGUCGCAACGCAAUAUUAACAAGAUUAAACUCGAGUGCGAAGAAACAAUAAAACGACACCAAAAUUUCAUUGACCAGCUAAUAAACGACAAGAAAACGUUAAACCAUCGAAUAGAGCAGCUAGUGGACGAGCGUCGUACGCUAGAGGAGAGAUGGAAGCGAUCUGCACAGGCGCUCGAGGAGCGAUACAAACUCGAGUUACGCAACCAGCACGACAAGAUGGCCGCCGCACAACAGGUUGCUAGACAACGUUGGGUGCGACAAAAAGCUGAGAAAAUAAAGGAGUUGACUGUAAAGGGAUUAGAAGGUGAACUCCGCGAAAUGGCUGAGCGACAGCAUAAAGAAAUUUCCGAUUUGAAAAUGUACCACGCGGAGUACAUAGGGAAACUGCAAGCCAGACAUAUGGCGGAAAUGGAAGAGCUGAGACGGACUCUCGAGGAGGAGAAGGAGAGUGCUCUUGCUAAAGAGAGACAGGUUGCUAGCUCCAGAUUAGAAAAGCAAAUUUUGGAACUAGAGCUGACGUAUCAAGAGCAACGCACUCGUCUGGUGGCAGAAAUGCGAGCGGAGAACGACCGUCGGGCGGCUGAGCUUGUAGAGCGGGAACGGUCACAGAAAACAGAGUUCGAUGUUUGGAAAGAAGAACAAGAAAAGAUAUUACAACAAAGAAUAGCAGAGAUGGAACAGGAGCUUGCCAAAGAGAAGAGCAAAGUUGAUGAACUAAUGGAACAAAAACAAAAAGAUCUCGAGCAGAAAUUCGAACAAUACAAGAAAGACUUCGAAGCGGAGCAGCAGCUGAUAAUGAAGAAGAAAGUGGCGGAGAUAACCACGCAGCACAAAUUGGAACGGGACAAGGAGAUCGAGAAGGCCAUCGAAAGCAUGGAAGCCGAAGCGCAGGCGGGGAGGAAAGAGCUACAGGAAGCCUUGAAGCGAAACAAAGAGCAAUACGAGGCAGAGCUUAAAGAGCUGGCCGAAACCGAGCAAGCCACCCUACGACGCUAUCAAGAAGCACAGGCCCGAAUUAGGCAGACUGAAGACCGAUGUGCUGAAAUGGAAGUAAUGCUAACUCAACUUGAAACGCGGAAUAAAGUUUUGACGGAGAAAAAUAUUCAACUGGAAAAGCAAGCUGAAGAAACACGAACGCGAUGCGACGAGGCCUGGAAGCACAAGAUUGACGAUCUGAAGAGCGAGAUGGAGGAGCUGAAGAAGACACAUGAGGAACAGAUGCAUCAACUUUAUGCCAAGGUGAAAGUGGCAGUGGCUCGCAAGGACUCUGCCAUUCAGGCACUGACCAGAGAAGCUGCCAAGUACCAGGAAAAGAUCGUACUGCUGGAACAGAAGCUCCAACAACAGAGGAAAGAUUUUCUUAAACAUAAGUAGUCUGACAUAUUCUAGUGGUUGUAUUUGUACCAAUGUUCGAUGUGUGCGCUAUACCAGCGGACGUAGAGCUGGUAUGCAUUCGAUUUUUGUAAGCUAAGGCUUUGGUCUAAUGUCAUUAGCCAAGAAAU